AUGGACGGAGACAGGGGCUACAUGCAGUCAAACGGCGUGAGUUCAAAGAAUCACAACAUGUUUUCAUGGUUUCAAAUAAAGUCAAAGCUACGAGAUUGCGAUGUUGAAACCGGAAAGGAUGUUGAGAUUGAUGAUGAAGUGAAUGCGGAUUUUUAUUCCUUCGAUCAUGGUUCAAUAUUUUAUUAUCGGACAACUGACUGCCCACCUCAACUUACAUCGGAAAUCUACGCUCAAAGAGUUUUUAACUUUUUUACGAAGUUCUGGGCUGAAAUUUUCGGGUCGAUUAACAUUGUUGUAACAUUUUUCAUAACCUUCGGACUUCAGUUGUAUCGCUUUUUACUCUACGGCAUCAUCAGAGCGAUAAUCGUAGGAAUCGUUCAAAUAUCAUCGGACUAUUUACUUAAGCCCCUACUCGCCGUUUUGUUUAAUGGUCUUCUUCAACCGUUGUUUGUUCUAUUGCAGAAUAUUUUCCAAUCGCUUCGCAAUAUGUUCGGGCCAUUGGUGAAUUUAAUCGCGGAUGUUUUCAAGCCACUUAUCGAACUUAUUAAGGCAUUUAGAGUUGUUGAGGUCAAGAAUUUCAAUAAGGAGCUGCGAGAAUCGACUCCUUAUCAAACAUUCCAAGGACAACACGAAACAUAAAUUUUGAAGCGUGUUGUCCAUUUCGGUAAACGAGGAAAAUUCAUUUUACUUUUAUUGUAAACCCUCAUUUUAUAAACCAUUUCAUUAAUCCUUAAAUAUAUUUUGCAAAACGA
This is a messenger RNA of Clunio marinus, 752 nucleotides long. Lineage: Eukaryota; Metazoa; Arthropoda; Insecta; Diptera; Chironomidae. The record is from the annotation of a GenBank genome assembly.